Polypterus senegalus (gray bichir) is the source of this 2141-nucleotide messenger RNA. RefSeq names its product tetratricopeptide repeat protein 30A-like. The record is from RefSeq and is a predicted model, not a curated record. Gene Ontology annotation, biological process: intraciliary transport. Lineage: Eukaryota; Metazoa; Chordata; Cladistia; Polypteriformes; Polypteridae. The transcript is spliced from 19 exons. The coding region runs from base 1 to 1950 and encodes 649 amino acids. Gene Ontology annotation, cellular component: axonemal microtubule; intraciliary transport particle B. Gene Ontology annotation, molecular function: protein binding; intraciliary transport particle B binding.
AUGGCUCAUAUUAAGGAUGGCGAGUACACAGCUACAAUCUACAAAAUGAUAAAGGAAGGGCGGCACAAAGAAGCCAUUCAAAUUCUGUGCAAUGAAUUACAGAAGCAUCCAAAAUCCAGGGCUGCCCUAUCUCUUCUGGGAUAUUGUUACUACCACAUUCAGGACUUCUCUAGUGCAGCCGAUUCCUAUGAGCAGCUUGUGCAGAUCCAUCCUGAGGCUGAAGACUACAAACUCUACUAUGCUAAGUCUCUCUAUAAGGCCUGUAACUACACAGAAGCCAUGAAGGCUACUUUUCUCUUAGACAAUCCUGCCUAUCAAUCAAAGGUACUGAAGCUACAGGCUGCAAUCAAAUAUGGAGAAGAAGACCUGUCAGGAACAAAGAGUCUAGUGGAGCAGCUACCUUCUGAUGAUCCAGACAGUGAAAUUAAUCUAGGAUGUCUACUCUACAAAGAGGCAGCUUAUGAAGAGGCUAGUAAAAAGUUUAUCAGUGCCAUGCAGGUACUGGGCUAUCAACCAGAUCUGGCCUACAACAUUGCUCUUUGCUACUACAGUAUGAAGCAAUUUAUGCCUGCCUUAAAAUACGUUUCUGACAUUAUAGAGCAUGGCAUUAGAGAGCACCCAGAACUCAGCGUUGGCAUGACUACAGACUGCAUUGAUGUCAACAGUGUUGGCAAUACACAUGUUUUACGUGAAACUGCAUUGAUUGAAGCUUUUAACCUUAAAGCUGCUAUUAAAUUUCAUCUCAAAAACUACCAUGGAGCCCAAGUAGCAAUGACAGACAUGCCCCCAAGAUCUGAGGAGGAACUGGACCCUGUGACUUUGCAUAACCAGGCCCUCAUGAAUAUGGAUUCUAAACCAACAGAAGGCUUUGGAAAGCUUCAGUUCCUUUUACAGCAGAACCCUUUCCCUCCUGAGACUUUUGGCAACCUGCUCCUUCUGUACUGCAAAUAUGAAUAUUUUGAUUUGGCUGCAGAUGUCUUAGCUGAAAAUGCACAUCUCACAUACAAGCUCCUGAGCCCGUAUUUGUUCUCAUUCCUGGAUGCCUCGAUAACAUGUCAGAGAGCUCCAGAAGAGGCUUACAGAAAGUUUGAUGAAAUGGCCAGUGAGCUCACCGACCAGCUCCAUUUAUUGACAAAGCAGGUACAGGAAGCAAAAAAUAAGUGGGAAGAUGAUGUUAUUAAAAGGGCAAUCAAUGAAUAUGAUGAAGUUCUGGACAAGUAUAUACCAGUUCUUCUGGCACAAGCUAAAAUCUACUGGAACAUGGAGAAUUACCAAGCAAUGGAAAACAUCUUCAGCAAGUCCUAUAACUUCUGCCAAGACAAUGAUGUAUGGAAAUUAAAUGUGGCACAUGUGCUGUUCAUGCAGAAGAAUAAAUACAAGGACGCUAUAAAUUUCUAUGAACCCAUUGUAAAAAAACAUUAUGACAAGAUUUUAAGCAUAAGCGCUGUCAUCUUGGCAAAUCUCUUUGUGUCUUACAUCAUGACAAAUCAGAAUGAUAAGGCUGAAGAGCUCAUGAGGAAAAUUGAAAAAGAGGAACAGCAGAUAUCUUAUAAUGACCCUGAGAAAAAAAUCUACCACCUCUGCAUUGUGAAUCUUGUCAUUGGAACAUUUUAUUGUUCGAAACGAAACUACAAUUUUGGAAUUUCCCGUGUUAUAAAAAGUUUGCAGCCCUAUAAUAAAAAGCUUGGAACAGACACUUGGUACUAUGCUAAGCGCUGUUUUCUCUCACUCCUUGAGAACAUGUCUAAACACGUGAUCGUCCUACCUGACAACAUAGUACAAGAAUGCAUUCAGUUCUUGGAACACUGUGAAAUUCAUGGAAAGCAUGUGCCAGCCUUAAUUGAACCACCACUGCAGGAGGGGCACUUACACUCAGGAAGAAAUACAGUCACGUAUGAAUCGAGGCUGCUCAAAGCUCUCUUCAAUGAAAUAAUUGGAUGGAAUCAGUAGCUCACAGACUGCACCCAUUGAAGGGACCUGAUUUUUUAAAAGCUAUUGGGGUUGUGGGCUGACAGCACGUGUUAUGUUAAUAAUGAAACACAGCAAAUAAGAUGGGGGUCAGUCAGACUUGACUUCUUCUAUAGUAGUAAAGCAUUUUGAUGCAGAAAGAGAGUCAGUCAAGACUGUCAGCUAUAGGACUA